AUGGGCGCCAUCUCCACCUACACGUUCAUGAUCCCGGCGGCGCUCGUGCUCUUCGUCGGCAUCUGCGACUUUAUGGGCUACGAGCUGGCGGCGCUUUGGGAAGCCUGCCUCUCCUUCUUUGCCAUCAUCUUGGUCGCCGCCAACUGCGUCUUCUGCACCGUUGAAGCUCAAGUCAGGCCCGAGAAGCUCGGCACCGCGCCGUAUGUUGUCAUGAUCACCACCGGCAUACUCGAAAUCCUCUUCUGGGCUUACCUCGGCUGGGCAUGCUAUUUACAAAGCCAGAUCCGCGAGAAACCGAUUGUCCUGGUCGGAAUCGGCGACGAUGGUAUCGCGUCCAGCCAAACUUUGCCGUCCACCAGGUCAAGAUCGUCGGCUUCCGGCAGGGAAAAGGCUCCAAAAUUAACCAGAAAAGCAGAGCCUUCUUCACGCCUCUCUUCUGGUAGCAGCCCUUUAACCCACGACAAAGAUUCCGACCACCAAAUCCGGCGAAGCGGAAGUGGAAAGAAGCGACGUGAAAAAGAGAGCGGACGAAGCGGCAGCGGAAAGCCCAGCAGAAAGAGCGGCAAGAAAAAGAAGCACCAGAAUUCUGGGCGAUCAGCAAAGACACUGAGGACUCGCGACCCCGCUACCUGCAAUACUGUUGGGGCAACUCUGAACUCGCCGGAGACGGUGGACACGGAAGGGCGUAAUAAGAAAAAGAAGAAGAAGGUCGCCCUGGAUAGUCAACAACAAAUGCCCGAUAAGCAUGAACCCCAAAUCCACCAACUCCAUCGGCAGGUCACGGCAAAGACGCGCAAGAAGAGAAAGCCAGCCCAUACCAAAGAUGCUGGAAAAUCCCAAAUGGACACGGAGGAGUACAUCGACAACAAGGGGUUGAACCCCUUGAUGACGUUGAUGAGCCCCGAGGGUAGCAGCCCGGACGGGCGGAAGACGAGCGGCAGCCCCGAGACCAACAUCAUAAAGACAGCAACCAAGCAUGCAGUGAAGAAGCCGGCUAGCCCGGGAGAUCGAUGCAUAUCAGUGGUCACCCCGAUUCAGCCACAUGAAGUUGGGAUAUCUCCAGAAACUGCCAUCCCGCUCAACAUGAAAGCGCCGACUCCUCCGGGGCCAGGCCUACAGCAAAAAUUCCCCGGCCGACCACCACUCUUCGUGCCCCCACGAUCGCCGUUGAUGCCAAAGUCUCCACGCCUACAAACAACUGCCGGCCAACCGCUUCCGUUUCAGGCUCCUGCUCGCCCGCUGCAGCCCUUCCCAGCCCAGCCCUUCCCAGCUCAGCCUCAACAAGUUGCGAUCCCGGGACAGCCACAACCAGCUCUAUCCCAACCGCGCUUGCAGCUUGUGGCUCAAUCAUUUGGAGUUGCCGUCCGCCCACAGCCCGCCUUCCCGCAAGUUCAGCAGCAGCAAAAGCCGCCGCGUCCUCAGCAACCCAUCCCUUUCCCGGCACAAAACCCAGCCCCGCGCCCAUUCCCCAGCGUCAUCGCCGUACCGACGAUCUACGCACCACCAAAGCCG
Molecule: messenger RNA, 1512 nt
Organism: Mesorhabditis spiculigera
Lineage: Eukaryota; Metazoa; Nematoda; Chromadorea; Rhabditida; Rhabditidae
Source: the annotation of a GenBank genome assembly